Suncus etruscus (white-toothed pygmy shrew) is the source of this 1231-nucleotide messenger RNA. RefSeq names its product protein-L-isoaspartate (D-aspartate) O-methyltransferase domain containing 2 (gene PCMTD2). Gene Ontology annotation, biological process: protein modification process. Gene Ontology annotation, molecular function: protein-L-isoaspartate (D-aspartate) O-methyltransferase activity. Gene Ontology annotation, cellular component: cytoplasm. The record is from RefSeq and is a predicted model, not a curated record. NCBI's taxonomy places the organism in Eukaryota, Metazoa, Chordata, Mammalia, Eulipotyphla, Soricidae.
AUUGGCAAAAGGGCAUCCUGCCUGCCUGCAUUAUUUUCAGAAUUGGUCUUGUUAGGAAUGUGAUGGUUUGUUCUCACCUUUCAUGUCAACAGCUCUUUUACACACUGUUUCCUUGUAGUGUUGUCUAAAAGUGGUCUCCAAGAUGGGAGGUGCUGUGAGUGCAGGGGAAGACAACGAUGAGCUCAUAGAUAAUCUCAAAGAAGCCCAGUACAUUCGGACCGAAUUGGUAGAGCAGGCUUUCCGAGCAAUUGAUCGUGCUGACUACUACCUUGAAGAAUAUAAGGAAAAUGCUUACAAAGAUUUGGCAUGGAAGCAUGGAAACAUCCAUAUCUCAGCUCCGUGCAUCUACUCAGAGGUGAUGGAAGCCCUGGAACUGCAGCCUGGUCUCUCAUUCUUGAACCUGGGCAGUGGCACUGGGUACCUUAGCUCCAUGGUGGGGCUCAUUCUAGGUCCUUUUGGUGUAAACCAUGGGGUGGAGCUCCAUUCAGAUGUGAUAGAGUAUGCAAAGCAGAAACUAGACUUCUUCAUCAGAACGAAUGAUAGCUUUGACAAGUUUGAUUUCUGUGAGCCUUCCUUUGUUACUGGCAAUUGCCUGGAGAUUUCUCCAGAUUGUUCUCAGUAUGACCGUGUGUACUGUGGGGCUGGAGUGCAGAAAGAACAUGAGGAAUACAUGAAGAACCUUCUCAAAGUUGGGGGCAUCCUUGUCAUGCCUCUGGAGGAGAAGUUGACUAAGAUUACACGUACUGGUCCUUCUGCUUGGGAAACCAAAAAGAUUCUGGCUGUUUCAUUUGCUCCUCUGAUCCAACCCUGCCAUUCAGAGUCUGGAAAAUCAAGACUUGUCCAGUUACCACCACUGGCAGUUCGAAGCCUUCAGGACUUGGCUCGCAUUGCUAUCCGGGGCACCAUUAAGAAGACCAUUCAUCAGGAAGCUGUGGUCCAAAAUGGAAGCGGGUUGAAGAACACUCCUAAGUUUAAACGGAGGAGAGUUCGCCGCCGUCGAAUGGAAACAAUCGUCUUUCUAGACAAAGAAGUCUUUGCUAGUCGGAUAUCCAACGCCUCUGAUGACAAUAGCUGUGAAGGCUUAGAAGAGGAACGGAAGCAGUGGGAAGAAGAGGAAAACCCUGCUGAAUCCAAGCCAGACCUCCAGUGAACUUCCUGCGUGAGAAGGGUCCUGAGCCUCCCCCUGCCAGAUCCCCUGAAGUACUACCUGCUGUAUUACAGAGAAAAGUAA